AUGGCCAAGCUCAAUGUGAUGAUUGUAUGCCUCGGCAACAUCUGCCGAUCGCCACUCGGCGGUGCAGUACUGGCUCACCUGAUCAAGACGAGAGGACUGUCAGCCGACUUUGAUCGCAUAGAGAGUUGCGGCACGGCAGGCUAUCAUAUCGGCGAAGAACCAGAUGAACGCUCGGUGGCUGUCUGUCGCAAGCACGGCGUGCCCAUCAACUCGCUUGCUCAGCAGAUCAACCCCCAGCAUUUCCAUGACUUUGACUGGAUUCUCGCCAGCGACAAGAACAACCUGAAGAAUCUCCAACGGAUACAACCGCCCGGCUCAAGGGCGCAGGUCGUCCUCUUUGGCUCCUUCGAUGACCAGCAACCGAUAGCCGACCCAUAUUACCAACGCGACGGCUUCGAGGCGACUUACGACCAGAUCCUGCGCUACUGCAACGCUUUUCUCGCUCAUCUUGGCUACGGCGAUGCACAAGCAAACCUAUAG
Mixia osmundae IAM 14324 is the source of this 480-nucleotide messenger RNA. RefSeq lists its product as uncharacterized. Gene Ontology annotation, molecular function: protein tyrosine phosphatase activity. Gene Ontology annotation, biological process: protein dephosphorylation. NCBI's taxonomy places the organism in Eukaryota, Fungi, Basidiomycota, Mixiomycetes, Mixiales, Mixiaceae. The transcript has 2 exons. The coding region runs from base 1 to 480 and encodes 159 amino acids. The record is from RefSeq and is a predicted model, not a curated record.